AUGGCGACGCUCUCACAGGCCAGACUUGCCGGAUGGGCUUCACGUUGGCUAACAGACGAACUCGUCGCACUCUCUAAAGCGGGUAAUUGGGAAAGCGCCAUGGCCACAUUGACGCAACUGCAACAGGCAAACAUAGUGCAGAGCAAUGUGUUUCACUACACCACCGUUAUUAGUGCUUGUGGCCGCGCAGGGAAGUGGGAGGCGGCGAUGUCUGUCUUCACACGCAUGGUGAAGAGCGAUGUGAAACCUAAUGUUUACACUUACACCGCCCUUAUUAGCGCAUGUGCCGCUGCACAGAAGCCGGACGUUGCGCUACGGAUGUAUGCUCACAUGAGGCUGGCAGAUGUUGCCCCGAAUGUGCGGACAAUGACGGCGUUGGUGACUGCGUGUGCCCGUGCUGGGCAAUGGGAGAGGGCUAUAAAAAUUUUGCGGGAGUGCGAUGAGCUUUGCAUCGCACCCAAUGUCUUUACAUACACCGCUGCAAUCGAGGGGUGUCAUCGUGCGGCGGCCUGGAAACCCGCGGUGGAGCUUCUUAAUGAGAUGCGCAACCCGCUAAAUGUUCGUCCAAACGAGGUCACAUACAAUACCGUGCUCGGUGCUUGUGCCGCGGCCUCCGCCUAUGCGCCGGCGCUGAAGGUGUAUGCAGCUAUGGUAAGUGACGGGUAUAUGCCAGUGUUGUAUACAAAGACACUUUUGACGGAGCUGUUUAAGAACACCGCCCUGGACGGGCUAGCGGAUGACUUGGAGGUGCGCAAGAGUAAGUGGCGCGAGGCAAAUGCGCCAGAUUCAGAUCCUGCUGCCAUCUCGGAGCUGGUCCGUGAAGAGGAGGCCGAAGAAGCGCAUGACACUGCGGCAGCAAAGGACACUCACGACUGCAACGAUGCUGCGGAAGCGAAAGGAGAGUAG
Trypanosoma conorhini is the source of this 906-nucleotide messenger RNA. RefSeq lists its product as uncharacterized. Gene Ontology annotation, molecular function: protein binding. The coding region runs from base 1 to 906 and encodes 301 amino acids. The record is from RefSeq and is a predicted model, not a curated record. The transcript has a single exon. NCBI's taxonomy places the organism in Eukaryota, Euglenozoa, Kinetoplastea, Trypanosomatida, Trypanosomatidae.